Molecule: messenger RNA, 1080 nt
Organism: Tricharina praecox
Lineage: Eukaryota; Fungi; Ascomycota; Pezizomycetes; Pezizales; Pyronemataceae
Exons: 6
Coding region: 1-1080 (359 amino acids)
Source: RefSeq, a predicted model, not a curated record
AUGGCCAAACCGUUCGCCUUAGCGACUGGAAUCUUUUCAACCUUUGCUCUCAUUGACCGCCUCAUCGGCCUCACUACGCGGAUUGGAGCCUCGGCAAUAGACGCACUGGCAGACAUCGCAAGGCUUCACACCAGCCUCAGGGACAUGAACACUAUUCAAAAACGAUCCGCAACAGGGAAUCCAAGGAAGCAAGCUCGAAUGUCUCCGGGCGCCGGCCUUGACGAGCUGACCAAAGGCCUCGAGAGCCUCGAACUAAAGAAGUCAAAACGGAUGAGAUGGGCCUUGGGCGAGGACAAGAAGUUCGCGAAAUCCAUGGAACGACUGGAAACCUACAAAACGCUAUUCGCGGUGGCCAUAGCUGCCGGCGAGAAGCAACUCGCACAAAACUCAAGAGAGGUGAUCGAGCUCCUCAAGACGGAUCUAAAAGCUUUUCAGAACGAAGAAAAAUCAAGCCAGGAAGCGGUGACCUCGGCGGUGCACGCGAUUGAAAAACGUCAGAGACUAUCAUCCGAUGUCACCAAGAGCCUCCAGAGUCGGCAGCUAGAAGAGAGAAGCGAAAGAACUAGGCGAGAAGAAGAGGGGAAGUUCGAGAAACUGGUCACCGACACUUUCAACUGGUUUGGUAGCAUUGAUACCAAGGCAAACCAUGACUCGGCGUGGGAGACGUGCAUGCCCGACAGCGGGACCUGGUUCACGAAGGGGGAGGCGUUUUCUGCCUGGCGACUCGGGGAACAGCCUUAUCUUUGGCUAAACGGCAUCCCGGGAGCCGGCAAGAGCAUUCUAAUGCAACUAACGUCGGUUAGCUCUUCGACUAUCGAGGCGCUUCGAGAAACGGUCGAUAACGAGCAGUGCUGCAUCGCAUAUCACUACUUCACGUUUACCGACGUACAAAAGGCGAGGGCGGAUCGGAUGAUAGAGAGCAUUGUGACCCAGGUCGCCCAUCAAGGCUGGAGAUGCAAGAGUCGACAAGUAGUCGACGUCAUUUGCCGGAUUUACAGAAAGUACGAGCAUACACCACAACGGCCGAGCGCCUCCGAAUUACUCGUCGCUCUGUCAAAGAUGGUUGGCCUCUUCGAAUGA